Oncorhynchus nerka (sockeye salmon) is the source of this 4069-nucleotide messenger RNA. RefSeq names its product group XIIB secretory phospholipase A2-like protein. NCBI's taxonomy places the organism in Eukaryota, Metazoa, Chordata, Actinopteri, Salmoniformes, Salmonidae. Gene Ontology annotation, molecular function: calcium ion binding; A2-type glycerophospholipase activity. Gene Ontology annotation, cellular component: extracellular region. The transcript is spliced from 4 exons. The record is from RefSeq and is a predicted model, not a curated record. Bases 2946 to 3563 code for a protein of 205 amino acids. Gene Ontology annotation, biological process: lipid catabolic process; arachidonate secretion; triglyceride homeostasis.
UACUGUAGCAAUUUUUACAGAAAAUUGUAUAGCUCUACGUACUGUCAGGAAUCCACAGACAUGUUUUUAACUCACUGAAUAAUGUUCACUCUAUCAGUGAUAUAGAAUCUAAACAGUGUGAUGAACCUAUCAAAGUUGAAGAGAUUAGAGUCUAUCAAACAUCUAAAGAACAAUAAAUCACCAGGUGUUGAUGGAAUUACAUCAGACUUUUACUAAUUAUUUUCUGAACAAGUAGCUUCCUAUUUGAAGCCUUUUUAGAGAGUAUUAAAAACAAUGUUCUCCCUCCUACAAUGAGUCGGGUUAAUAACACUAAUAGAUAAGCCUAAAAAAUAAGUGCUGCUCAUCGAUAACUGGCAUCCAAUCUGUCUUCUUAAUAAUGACUAUAAGAUCAAGCCUUACUACUUGCAAAAAUAAUUAAAGAAGUCCUGGAUGCAAUCAUUGAUAAAACACAGUCUGGCUUCAUGAGGAACAGACAUAUUUCUAACAAUGUCAGACUAGUAUUAGACAUACUUGACUACUCAGACUUAAUAACUGAGGAUAGCUUCAUAUUAUUUUUUAGAUUUUUAUAAAGCAUUUGACACAGUAGAGCAUCAGUUUGUCUUCCACUCCCUUGAGAGACUUGGCUUUGGGGAUUUUUUUCUGUAAGGCUAAUAAGACUCUAUGCAAAUGGUAACAGCUUUAUCAAAUUGAAAUAUGGCACCUCACCUAGAUUUGAGUAAAAGAGAGGAAUUAGGCAAGGUUGUCCUAUCUCUCCGUACCUGUUUUUAUUAAUCACCCAACUUCUUGCAAAUUCUUUAAAUAAGGUAUUUCCAUAGCUGGUAAGGAAAUUAUUAUAAACCAGCUGGCUGAUGAUACUACACUUUUUCUGAAAGGAGCUAACCAAAUUCCCAUAUCGAUCAAUGUGAUACAAUCCUUUUCCAAAGUGUCUGGUCUAUAUCUUAACAUUAAUAAAUGUGAACUCAUAGCUGUCAAAGAUUGUGUGACACCUUCAUAUUAUGGUAUUCCAGUAAAAGAAGAACUUACAUAUUUAGGCAUAACCAUUACAAAGGAUCAGAAGUCUAGAGGCUUACUAAAUUUCAACCCUCUUAUUAAAAAACCCCAGAAGAAGCUAAAUCAAUGGCUACAGAGGGACUUAUCUUUAAAAGGUAGAGUCCUAAUAACCAAGGCCGAAGGUAUCUCUAGACUAACAUGGCGUUCUAUCUUGACAGUAAAAUAAGCAAGGAGAUAGACCAGAUGCUUUUCAACUUUCUUUAGAGAAACCAUACCCAUUACAUUAGGAAAACUGUUGUAAUGAACACUUAUGAGAAUGGUGGACUGAAUUUUCUGGACUUUACUACUUUAAAUAAUACUUUUAAGAUCAAUUGGAUAAAACAAUUCCUAAGACGACCCACUUCUAUCUGGUAUUUUAUACCUCAUCAUGUCUUCUCUACUUUUGGUGGCCUUAACUUCAUGUUGUUUUGCAAUUAUAAUAUUGACAAAGUUCCAGUGAAUCUUUCUGCUUUUCAUCGGCAGGUUUUCUUGUCAUGGCCCUUAAUUUAUAAACACAAUUUUUCGCCACACAGAUAUUAUAUAUGGAAUAAUCGGGAUAUAUUUAUAAAAAUACUUCUUUGUUUUUAGAAUAUUGGUUCCCGAAAUAAUAUCCUAUUGGUGAGCCAACUGGUAAAUGCAGAGGGUCUUUUACUCAGUUAUAAAGAAUUCUUAUCACUUUACAAGGUCCCUGUAACACCUAAAGAUUUUGCAAUUGUUUUAGAUGCCAUUCCCUCAGGUGUUGCUAUGUUAUUCAAGAAUGUGUCAAGACCUGACCCUCAGAGCCUACCUUCUAUUGACCCUGUUGACUCAUCAGUGGGAAAGAUUUGUUUCUCUUUUGGUCCAUUCAACAACAGAGCGAUACAAACCUUGUUUCAGCAGGAUGCUGUAUAUUGCAUAUUUUUUGGCAUUGUAUAUGCAUGUAAGAAAACUGUGGCAAGACAUCAGAAGGUUUAUAAUUGAACACAUUUAUGAAGAUUUUCCACUAUUGUGGAGAGAUGCACAGUUUGGAUUCUUUACAUACAAUAGAAAUAAGCUGAAACAUUUUUAUGUAAUUAAUUUUAUUAUUCACAAAUGUAAAUCUACAAACAGAAAACCACAUUUUCGUACCCUACAAAAAUAAAUUGAACUGUAUUUUAAGACGGUUAAAUGCUCUACUAACAAAAAAGCUGUUAGAAUUGUAAGUAUAUGCAUGUCCCUUAAGGUCCUUGUGUAAUUGUAAUGUGAUAUUGUACCCCCUAGUUCGAUUGUCCAUUGUUUGUAAUCUAUGUAUGCUUGUGUUCCCUCAUGUGCUUUAUGUGUCGAUUUGUUGUUAAUAAAAAUAAUAAUAAUAAUACAAAUUUUAAAAAGGGCAUGUUCUAUCAGCACACUAGAACGUGUUGAAAGAUAAAUAAUCAGUAGUAUACGUGACACAAUUAGGUCUCUGGGCCAAGCUUUGCCAAUGUUAUUUGUUUAAUAAGUCAAGUGUAGUAAUGCAGUGCAUUGAUUUUUUUUCUAACCAUAAUUUGUAAGAAAACUGAAUAGUGAACAAGUGUGAAGUACAAUUAGUUAGUUGACUGUUUCAUGCCAUAAUCACCAGUCUUUUGAUAUAGUCAAAAUUGGUGACAGAACGUCAGUCUUUAUAGGAUCAUAGUCAAAACACUGAGACCAAUAUGAUUACAAUGAAACAGAUACAUAUAGCACACAUUGGGCACCUUUGAAACAGAAAUACAAUCUAGAUAGGAGCUGACCUUCGUUCCUCCACAGUGGAGGCUGUCCCGGUGUCUAGCUCAAAGUCCAGGUCUGGGUGCCGGUUGACGUGACAGAGUGAGUUGUCUCGUUCCCUCUCUCUGUGUUUGUGCUUCUCUCAUUCCUCCAGCUGAACUUGGUGGAUCGUCAACGCUGUGUCCCUAGCUGUCCCUCCGCUUCUCUGAACCACAAUGACGCACUGGGCCUCCCUUGUUCUCCUUCUGGUUUUGGGCCUCUCCACCCAGGGGACCCUCUCCCAGGACGCUGAGGAACCUGCACCAGUGGACCCAAGCCAGGCCCCUGUCGACCCCUCCCAGGCAGAGGAUGAGGACGAGUGGGGACUGAACUCCGUUAGGGGAGGCUUUGAAGCCGUCAAUGGAUACUUUGACUCCGUGCUGGAGCUUAUGGGCGGACGCGAUGGCGUGUGCCAGUACCGCUGUCGAUAUGGUAAAGCUGCUCUUCCUCGCCCUGACUACCAGAUGCCAGAGCCCAACGGAUGCAGCGCCUACUUCUUAGGCCUUCCGGUUGAUCUGGGUAUUCCUGCCAUGACUAAGUGCUGCAAUCAGCUGGACAUGUGUUACGACACCUGCGGCUCCAACAAGUACCGCUGCGACUCCAAGUUCCGCUGGUGUCUCCACAGCAUCUGCUCUGACCUCAAGAAGAGCCUGGGCUUCAUGUCAAAGGUUGAAGCCUGUGAGACGGUAGCAGACACCCUGUUCAACACAGUCUGGACUCUGGGCUGCAGGCCCUACAUGAACAGCCAGAGGGAAGCCUGCCUCUGUGAAGGAGAGGAGAGGGAUGAGCUUUAAAUUAGGGUUACAGACAUACACACACACACUCACGUAUGCAUGCAUACACACACACGUAUGCAUGCAUACACACACACACAGCUCUCCUAUUCACCAAGUAAUAUGGGAUGAUACGUCACUCCAAAUGACUGCUGGAGAUUCAAAUUGAUUAGGGUUUUUUCAAAAGACUCAUAUUUUGGCUAUUUGUGUAAUUUAUUUGGUGUUUUACUUGGUUUUGUUUAACAGAACAAGUGCUGUAUAUUUGCAACAACUGUUGGGUUUAUUAUUAUUUUUUAAAUCUACAAAAAAAUGUGUAAUACAAUACAAUCUUGUAUUUGUCUUCUUGAGUUGUGGAAAAUAUGAGAAUGCCAUGUGCUUCAGACUGCAUCUCUUCCUGAAAACAGGGGAACACAGAACACACACAAAUCUGAAGUUCAAACUAUACACUAACUAUACAAAUAUACUGUACAUGAAUUUACAAAGAUGAAUGCCAGACAUUAUCUUCUAUUAAAUUCAAAUGUGUUUUA